Lactuca virosa is the source of this 450-nucleotide messenger RNA. The record is from the annotation of a GenBank genome assembly. Lineage: Eukaryota; Viridiplantae; Streptophyta; Magnoliopsida; Asterales; Asteraceae.
AUGCACAGAAGAUGGGUGAUAGCAUAUGCAUCGCGGCAGCUGAAGUCGCACGAGACGAGAUAUCCCACACGCGAUCUUGAGUUGGGAGCGGUAGUGUUUGCUCUUAAGAUCUGGAGACAUUACAUCUAUGGGGUCCGCUGUACCAUAUACACGGACCACAAGAGUCAGAGACACAUCAUGGAUCGGUCGAACCUAAACAUGAGACAGCGUAGGUGUCUUGACGUAGUCAACGAUUAUGACUGCGAUAUCCUUUACCAUCCGAGUAAAGCGAAUGUGGUUGCGGACGCCCUGAGCCGUAAGUCAGCUGGAUCUUCUGUUCCAGCUGCAUGUAUGAGGAUAUAUGUGGAUUCUCCACUCGUGAGCUUGAUCAGGGAAGCUCAGGCUGAGGGUAUGCGGCUGGAGAACUGGAAGCUUGAGAGGAUCAUGGGUGAGAACACCCAAUUUGUGUAG